Molecule: messenger RNA, 891 nt
Organism: Nerophis lumbriciformis (worm pipefish)
Lineage: Eukaryota; Metazoa; Chordata; Actinopteri; Syngnathiformes; Syngnathidae
Source: RefSeq, a predicted model, not a curated record
AUGAACUUGUUUUUAUUGGUUCUUCUGGUCGUGCAAAUGCACAGCGUGACGCCUGUGAUUCACACGCUGCAGUAUUUCACCACUGCGUCCUCUCAAGUUCCAAACUUCCCAGAGUAUGUGAUUGUUGGUUAUGUUGAUGGAGUUGAGAUUAGUUACUAUGACAGCAACAUCAGGAAAACAGAAUCCAAACAGGACUGGAUGAACAAAAUCACAGCAGAGGAUCCAAAAUACUGGCAGAUAGACACAGAGAUCAGUGUUGGUCAUGAGUUUACUAACAAACACAACCUUGAAAUUCUUAAGAAGCGUUUCAACCAAACUGGAGGUGUUCACAUUGUCCAGUGGAUGUAUGGAUGUGAAUGGAAUGAUGAGACUGAUGAGGUUAAAGGUUGGCAGCAGUCAGGUUAUGAUGGAGAAGAUUACAUAUCGUUGGACAUGAAGACAUGGACAUGGACUGCAGCAAAACCACAAGCUUUCCCUGACAAACUCAAGUGGGACCAGAACAUAUUUCUACUAGACGACCAGAAGUAUUAUUACACUGAGCUUUGUCCUUCUUACUUGAAGAAGUAUGUGAAGAAUGGGAAGAAGAUCCUAAUGAGAACAGAGCUUCCAGAGGUGUUCCUCCUCCAGAAGACGCCAUCCUCUCCAGUCACCUGCAUGGCGACAGGUUUCUACCCCGACUUAGCCGACCUGUUUUGGAGGAAAGACGGCGAGCAGAUCUUCGAGGACGUGGAGCACGGAGAGCUGCUCCCCAACCACGACGGAACCUUCCAGAUGUCGGUGGAGCUGAAAGUGGAGGUGACGGCCGAGGUGGAGGGCAAGUACAAAUGUGUGUUCCAGCUGUCUGGCGUCAAGGAGGACCUGGUCACCAAGCUGGAGAGAAGAAGCAUCCUG